AUGAAGGCGAAGCUCAUCAUCAGCAUUCUCGCGCUCGUGCUCACCGAGCAUUGUUCUCGCGCAUAUCCAGACUCGAAACCGCAUGAAACGGUGCAUGCGCCGAUCUUCACAGAUGUCUACGAUCUGCGAAUUCAUGAAGGCGCCGACAGCGGAAGUCGGCUCACAAUGGGCGCCGAGCUUCAGAAGGCUAUCGAGAAAAUGGGCCAUUGUUUCGGACAAAUCGAAAGCGAUGUCGACUGGAUCGAAUAUCGAUCUCAACGCGGUGCAUUUUAUACGAGCUCGCAGAUGCCGAUUUCGGUGAGCAAAACAUCAGACAACCUUGUUGGAACCCUGCAUUUAUUAUGCGCCGGAAAUCAUAUGCACACGUUUCCAUUCAAAGUGCACGUGACUCAUCGAAACCAUCACGCGCCAGUAUUCUCAAAACCAUUCUACAACAUCUAUGUGCCAAUUUCGUUGCCGAUUGGCGCGACGAUUGCUCGCCUAUCGGUAUCCGAUAACGAUUCGGUAAUCUAUAAUGCCGAGCGUCGAUUGGCGUUCACGAAAGAGCAGAAGCUUCUGGAAAUUGCGCAGGAUGGCGCGAUUCGCCUAAAAUCCAAUUUGGCGUCUUUAACCGCCUACACACCAAUUCGUCUUCAAGUGCUCGCCAUUGACUAUGGAAGCCCUCAAAUGUUCACCAUCGCCAAUCUGACGAUCAUUCCGGUGACGGUCAGCGCGGUACGAAACGCCCAUGUGAACAUCGCCACUGACUCCUAUCAAAUAUUUGAAUGGGAUGCUCCCGAAUACGGAAAAGCUGACAAAUUUCGACUAAGCAUUCGAAGGGACGCGCAAACGAUCUACGAGGAGGAAUUGGAAUCAAUGAAGACGAUGGUUUUAACAAAGAUAAAAAUAGAUCGAUCACAGAACACAAGCUUCCAAAUCGCUUCGAUCGACGGCAAUGGAGAAACGUUGACUGAAUGGGAGCCGAUUCGGCUAAUCGAAAAAGUUCUCAAAUGCGACGGUGAGUGCUCACGCGGCGGUCUACCAUUGUGCUACUUCGGACCGUACAAUCGCGUCGAGCAAUUCGUCGACGCUCGCGGACCGCACUGCCUCUGCUUCCCGGGCUUCAUCGGCGUCACGUGCUCGGCAAUCGACCGUUGUCCGGAGGAGCGAAUAGUGGGACCAUAUGGCGGAAUCGAUUGGCAGUCGGUCAACACCAACACCACCCUACGCCUUCCCUGUCCCUACAAUCAGCCGACCGAGAAUCAAUUCAUCGAGCGCAAAUGCGAAUGGAACGCGGAUUCGGGACGCGCCGGAUGGGAGAAGCCGGCGGAACGCGAUCGGUGCACCCAUCAGACAUCGGUGUUGACGCAUUUGGGAAUGAUCGGCACGUUCGCCUCGCGAGCCACAACCGUGUCGGCGUUGAAUACGGCGACGACUUUCAUUCGAAAAAUGCUCAUGAUGCCCGCGUUCUCGCGCGAAACAUCGAAAUACGCGCAUUUCGAUCAGAAAAUCGCCGAAAUGGCCACACUAGUGCUCGAUUCGAUUAUUCAAACGAAUUUGGAUCGUCUCGAAGGCAACACCACAAUUCUGCGGGGCGACACAUGGGAUGUCAUCGAUGAGUUCUCGCGAAGUCUUCCGGUCCCUUAUGCGCUAUCAUCGCCGGACACCGGAAUCUACAUGAAAUCGAUUGAAUGGACGAAACGAAGCGACAUCAAUGACAAUCUCAUUGGAAAGAAGUGCCGAAUUCAGCUGCCGACAAUUGAAGAGGACCACGUGGUCCGAACAAUUUGCACCUCAAAUGCCACACUUUUCGAGCUGCUUGAUUCAAAGAGCCCGAUUCUAUCGGUCCAAUCGGACAGCGACGACGAUUUUCCGUUCAGCCGCAUAUCGAUAUUCAUGCGAUUUCCGGAUCGCCGCGACAAUUACACAUGCGUCUAUUAUGACGAUGAAGAGAAAGCGUGGUCGACGAAAGGCAUCCGACGAAUCGAGCACAAUUACCAUGGUUAUGUGAAAUGCGAGACGAAUCAUUUCGGCGUGUUCGCGCUGCUUCCCGACCGCCUCUUCUAUAAUUCGGAAUCGUUCUGGAAGGAUCUCGCCUCGCACAUGCCGACGGUCACCUCAUUCGUCACGCUGAUUUGCACGAUUCUGCUGCUUUUCAUGGCCGCCGUUCAAAAGAAUCAAUCCAUCGAUUUUGCGUUCCUCCUCUACCUCUUCUUCAUCUUCAUGAUCCAUCUAGUUCAUUUAUUGCUAUUCCUUGCCCCUCAGGUCGGCGAGCCGUUCACGUUCACCACAAUGCUUCACUUCAUCUUACAAUUUUGCGUAAUAGCUGCAUCGGCGCUUUUAAGCCUUGUUUUGUAUUCGGUUCAUUCGACAAUCAUCUCCUACGACGUUUCAAAGGUUGACGAGCAAGCCGCUUGCUACUCGAGACCCCUUCACGUAUUCGCGUUGGGAAUCUUCAUUCCUUCGUUGUUCACGUUCACCACCUAUUACUUCCUUGAUGGAAGGGACAUCGACGUGGCCAGGGUCCUGGAACGAAUCGACUGGCUCUUCAUCACCAAUUAUCUUUUGCCGACGGCGAUCUUCUACUCAAUCGCGGUGGUCUACGCGGUCUGGAAUAUGUACAUUGGAAGUGGCGGCAAGAACAAUCGCCGCUGCUCAUCCGACAUGGCGUUGGCGCCGGCGAUCAGCGCCUCGGUCACCUCACUAUUUAUGAUCUUCUUCUUCUGCUCACUUCUUUUGUUGUUCUUCUUCCGCGACGAAUCGCCGCUCGUCGUCUUCCUCUUUUGCGUAUUCCAAUUCUUCCACGUCGUCACCGCAUUCUUCUUCGCUUCAUAUUUGUUCAGACUUCGAUUCCUCCUUCAACGCGGCAUCGAUGCCGCCGACACGACGGACAGCCUCGAACGCAAACGCGACAUCUCGCGUGCGCUUCUCGAGCACGUCGCCACCAAGAGCGACAUCUCGUCGGAACCGGCGUGCGCUUCCUACGACGGCGGAUUCGUCGACGCCGGAUUCAGCGAGUCGCCGAACUACAAUUAUGCGCCGCGCGAGUACAUCGCCAACGAGCAGCAACGAUAUUUGACAUUCAAUCACAACAUUUUCGAGCGAGCACCAAUGGUGAGCAUCGUCUAG
Molecule: messenger RNA, 3108 nt
Organism: Caenorhabditis bovis
Lineage: Eukaryota; Metazoa; Nematoda; Chromadorea; Rhabditida; Rhabditidae
Source: the annotation of a GenBank genome assembly